CUCCACCUCCCUCCCUCCCUCCCUCCACCACCUCCACCACUACAAUCUUCUUUCCUAAUCCUUCUAUUUUCAUCCUUCCAUUUGGAUCUUUUCCUUUUUCUUUUAUUUGCCUGCCAUUGUUCCCUCUUACUUUAUCUGCAUAAUUUCCUGUCUCGCACCUUUGGCGGUGUAUUUGUGUCUUGUGUGUUGUGCCGCCGUUAUCUCCGUUGUGCAUUGCGAAUCCUCCCUGACCGGUUCAAUUUGCCUUUCGGUCUUCAGCAGAUACCCACGCUACUUGGUUACACGUCCGCCCGUUAAGCCACGACGCAACCCACUCCCCCCGUUGACCCCUUUGAAUCCUCGAGCUUUCGUGGAGUCGAACUCGCCACUACCAUCGAUCUGUCGUGACCGUCGCAACCGUGUCUAUUUUUGUGUUCAUAUACCCUCUAGAAUUAUAAGCGAAGAUGGCGACAGGACCUGCGACUCAAUCCCUGAAGUGUGUGGUAACAGGUGACGGUGCUGUUGGAAAAACAUGUCUCCUGAUUUCGUACACAACCAACGCCUUCCCCGGUGAAUAUAUACCUACCGUAUUCGACAACUAUACUGCCAGUGUAAUGGUAGAUGGCAGACCGAUCAGCUUAGGACUUUGGGAUACUGCUGGACAGGAAGAUUAUGAUCGUCUUCGCCCGCUGUCCUACCCGCAAACCGAUGUGUUCCUGAUUUGUUUCUCCAUUGUUAGCCCUCCCUCGUUCGAUAACGUGAGAGCCAAGUGGUUCCCCGAAAUUGAACAUCAUGCUCCCAACGUACCCAUCAUUCUUGUCGGUACCAAGCUCGAUCUGAGGGACGAUCGGGCCACUCUAGAAACUUUGCGCCAGAGGAAGAUGGAGCCCGUCUCCUAUGAACAGGCUCUGGCCGUGGCCAAGGAAAUCCGAGCACACAAGUAUUUGGAGUGCUCCGCUCUCACACAGCGUAACCUGAAAAGUGUAUUCGACGAGGCCAUUCGUGCUGUCCUUAACCCCCGGCCUACGGCGAAACCGAAGAACAAGAAAUGCGUCAUUCUGUAGAUCGUCUCUCCCUCACUGCAUCUUCCGACCUAUAAUAUAAAUAACUAAUUCGGCGUCUGGGUUUUGGCUGUAACGCCCCGCAUUUUGCUGGUUUUGGCUGGUUGUCCUCCCUCCCGUUCCUUGUUUUGGUGCCAUGAUCCUGAAGUCUUCUUUUCUCCAUUCCAUCCAGGUUCAGGAUAACCUUACCCUCUGUGUCUUCUUCCCCCCCGUCCUAAUGCAGUACAAAGAUGUAACAUGCCAUUGCAAUACCACUCUACAAGCGUCUUUUUUGAAUUGACCACAGCCUUCAGCGUCUUCCCUUCCUCAAUAUCGGAAUAUUACAAGCCAUGGGUGAGCGUACGAGUUUGGAUUUGUGUGCAAUGCGAAAGAUAGUUAAUAGUCAAGCCAGAGCCGUGUCAUAUACAA
Messenger RNA from Aspergillus uvarum CBS 121591, 1448 nucleotides. It is a transcript of the gene racA, whose product is annotated as putative Rho GTPase Rac. The transcript is spliced from 6 exons. Gene Ontology annotation, cellular component: plasma membrane; cell projection; cytoskeleton. Gene Ontology annotation, molecular function: GTP binding; protein kinase binding; GTPase activity. The coding region runs from base 444 to 1043 and encodes 199 amino acids. Lineage: Eukaryota; Fungi; Ascomycota; Eurotiomycetes; Eurotiales; Aspergillaceae. Gene Ontology annotation, biological process: actin filament organization; regulation of actin cytoskeleton organization; cortical cytoskeleton organization. The record is from RefSeq and is a predicted model, not a curated record.